This is a messenger RNA of Paramecium sonneborni, 529 nucleotides long. Lineage: Eukaryota; Ciliophora; Oligohymenophorea; Peniculida; Parameciidae. The record is from the annotation of a GenBank genome assembly.
AUGGUUGGAAUUGAAAAGUUAUAGAAGGAUUUAUGGAAGGCAGAUCAAGUAAAUAGAUUAGAUAAAGGUUUUUAAAUAAUUUGGAUCCAGAAAUCAAUUAUAAAAAGUUAAGUCCAAUGGAAGAUAAAAUAGUUUUAGAAUCGUAUAGUUUUAUAAGAUAUAGAUUUGAUUUAACAUAAAUAAUCGUAUUUAUGAUCCAAAAUUGAGUGAAAUUGCAAAGAUGUUAGAUAGAAGACCUGUAUUAUUGUAUUUAAAUCAUAGGAAAAUUAAGCAAAGAACAGAUUUUAUUAUUUAUUAACUUUUAGAAACUAUUUAAUACAUCAAAGAAGAGCAUGAUAAUAUAAAAAGGAUUCAAUAAUUCAUUCAUAAAUAUUCAAAAUCAGAUUCCAUCUAAUAGAAUACAACCUUCAAUUAAUUUAAGGAUUAGAUUCUUUUGAUUCAAAAUAAUUUGAGGAUAUUUAUUCACAAGACAUUACUUCUUUUCCUUAAAGAAGAAUGUAAAUGGAUGAUAGUCCAAUUAAUUUUUUGA